Messenger RNA from Lathyrus sativus (Indian pea), 2016 nucleotides. Lineage: Eukaryota; Viridiplantae; Streptophyta; Magnoliopsida; Fabales; Fabaceae. The record is from the annotation of a GenBank genome assembly.
AUGGGGAAAUGUGACGAUGAACGCUGCAUUUUUCCUCUUACGGGUUUGCAAAUUAGAGACUUGCAAUCUUAUUUUGCAGAUCUUAGCCUUUUCCUCGCAAAUGAUAGUAAAAAGAUGUAUAUUUUUGUUGACAAUAGACCAUGGUUGAGAGACAUUGGUUCACGGGGAGCACACUUUUGGCAAUUGAUGGUUACCAAGUCGAGGUUGUCUCCUUUUGCAUACAGCAAAAAUCGAAGAGAAAAAAAAGAAGGAAAGGAGGUUUCUUCUCAACCAAGCACAAGUAAACCAAAGAAUUUGUUCUCGGUGAUUGAAGCAGUAGCGUCAUCAAAAAAGAGUGUGUUGCUGCCUGUGAAAAACAUAAGGAAUUCUUUGCAAUUCAGCAGUGAACUACAUAGAACUCUACAUGGCUUUAUUGUAUUUGAAGUAGCAUGGAACAAUGUUCGUGGUAUCAACUACUUUAAUGAGCUCCAGACUGAUACAUCACUGGCUAUAGAAGUUAAACUUAUGAAAAGAUGGGAAUUUGACAAUAUUGCUCAAGCUGCAAGCUGUAUGUCUUCAUGGUUCUCAGGAACACUUUCCGAACGGCUACUUUUGAAAGAGCACCUGGAGUCUGCCUCAGGGGAAAUAUUUUAUGAUGCUAGUGAAAUUCUUCCCGAGAGUGUAUCCGUUGAUGAUGAUGACGAUAACAUUUGCAAUGGUACCAUAACUUCUCAAGAUAGUUUGGAUACCACAACUGGAGCAUAUUCUGAUGAUGACGAAGAGACAACUGACAUGCUGCACACACCUCCUUCUUCUGGGCCUAAUAAAAGAAGAAAAUUAUCGAAUUCUUUUAGUGCUGAAGUGGAUGUUGAUAGCUAUUCAGCAGCUGAAAUUAAUAACUCUUUGAAUUGUUCUCCGAGGUCUACAUCUGUUUCUGAUGAUGGGGUUGAAACCACUCAGUAUAGUGAUGCUCUACUGUUAUUUAGGUUUAAUGAUCACGACCUCCCAUUCAAAUUAAGGGAUGUUAUUAUAUCUGAUCUGCGAUUGCUUACUUUGUUAGAGGCUGGCCUUCCAUCUUGGGUGAUCUUCCUUCAGUCAUAUCCAGUGUUAUGCAAUAUUUAUCGUCCUUGGAUGUGCCCACUUGUUAGACUGUUAUAUGUCAUAAUGUCAUUUGUCACUGUCCUCAUUGGAUUCUAUGAUUUAUACAAAAAUGUUCCAGUUCUCAAGGCAACUGCAUCUCGUAUAUGUGGGCCUCUUUUUGAUUGGAUUGAAACUUGGGAGAUGGUUUCAAGGGUCAAAUACUUGGGGACAAUGCUGUUUCUACAUAACUUCCAGAAGGCUGUUAGGUGGUUUCUUGCCUUAACACAUACUACACGGUCCUUUUUUUCAGUUCUUAUUCAACCUCUUAUAGAGUCAAUUGUGGAGAUUUUUGGAUUUCUUCUCCCAAGCUUAAAUAUUUUGUUUGAACUAUUAGAAAGCAUAUUUUCUGUCAUUUGGUUUGGGAUUGAGACUUCUUGCAAUCUAGUGGGAGAUGCGGUGGAGCUAUUAUUUUUGCCACUGUGGUUUAUCCUCACUGUUGUUUGGAGGAUUGCUACUUGUGUCUUAUAUCCUCUAUUACGGAUUCUCUGGGAAUUUCUAUAUGCUCCUGUUCGUCUAGUCAUGGCACUGUUCAGUUUUCUGGCUGUUAUAUGCACACGCAUUUUUCAUAUACUUGGAGAGACAUGGAAGUUUCUUGGUAGCAUAAUCCAAUUGGCUUCGUCCUCUGAAGCCACAGUCAGCAGUUAUGAAGUUUCCAUGUGGCGCUCUCUUUGGAAUGAUCUUUUUUCACAGAUUUUCCGAGCUCUCAAAAGUAUAGUAUAUGGGCUUGUUGCCUUUUUCGCAGCCUGCAACAGGCAUCGGCUAAGUAUCUAUAAUCAUAUACAGGAGUUUAUCCAAAGAUUAUAUGGUCGGUGCCAAAGAUCACGGCAAUCAGAUCUGACCGACAAUAGAAAAACCUGUUUGACAGUGGAUCUGGCAGAAGAAAAGAAGAAAGUUUAG